CCACAGAAGAAGAUUAACUGAAAGUCUCCAGGGACAACAAACAGAACAAUGUUCCUGUGAGGCCAAGAGUUUGUUUUGCCAUUUGUUCUCUGUACGUUACCAUGGAAUACAAGUGCUGCUGUGAGUACAAGAAGAAAUAACUUCAUACCCUGCAUUUAUCUCGGACACGUCCUGAAGCUUAAACAGGUUAUAGUGCUCUUCUUUUGCACUGGACCACUCACUGCUUUCUCCAUGGAAAUCCCUCCAUCUGGGGACACUCCACCGACACCUUUGUGUGAGACUCUCCACAGAGAUUUCCGAGAUGAUCCCCCCAAAGGAGAUUUCCCUCUUCAGAAAAAAUCUCCGAAACUCUGUGGCUCCAACUACCCCCUGAGCAUUGCCUUCAUUGUGGUGAACGAGUUCUGUGAGCGCUUCUCCUACUAUGGCAUGAGAGCUGUUCUGACACUAUAUUUCUUAAGCUUCUUCCACUGGGAUGAGAAUCUCUCCACUGCUGUGUACCAUGCCUUCUCUGCAUUGUGUUAUUUCACACCUGUCAUUGGAGCCAUCAUGGCAGACUCGUGGCUGGGCAAAUACAAGACGAUCAUCUACCUCUCCAUUGUGUAUGUUGUUGGCCAUCUGAUAAAGUCAGUGGGUGCCAUUCCAUCCCUGGGCAACCAGGCAGUUCAUGUGGUCCUGUCUAUGGUUGGUCUGUUUUUGAUCGCCCUUGGAACGGGAGGUAUCAAGCCCUGUGUCUCUGCAUUUGGUGGGGACCAGUUUGAAGAGGAACAUACCUCAGAGAGAAGCAAGUUUUUUUCCAUCUUCUAUUUAUCCAUUAAUGCUGGAAGUUUGAUCUCCACGUUUGUAACUCCUGUAUUAAGAGGGGAUGUGAAAUGUUUUGGAGAGGAUUGUUAUGCACUGGCUUUUGGUGUCCCAGCAGCACUGAUGGUGUUGGCACUUGUUGUGUUCAUUGCUGGAAGUGGACUGUACAGAAAAACACCACCACAAGGAAAUGUCUUGCUGCAAGUGUGCAAAUGCAUCGGUUUUGCUAUUAAAAACCGGCUGAAAAACCGCUCCCGUGAGAUUCCAAAGAGAGAUCACUGGCUGGACUGGGCUUCAGAAAAAUACUCAAAACAGCUGAUUGGGGAGGUUAAAAUGGUGACUCGUGUUCUCUUCCUCUUCAUACCACUGCCAAUGUUCUGGGCCCUGUUUGAUCAGCAGGGAUCCAGGUGGACUUUGCAAGCCACAAAAAUGAAUGCUGAUUUUGGAAUAUAUGUCCUUCAGCCUGACCAAAUGCAGUUCUUAAAUCCACUUCUUAUUCUUGUCUUCAUCCCAAUAUUUGACCUUGGGCUCUACCCCCUGAUAAACAUGUGCAAAUUGAAUUUCACACCUAUUAGGAAAAUGGCAACAGGUAUGAUCCUUGCAGGGUUGGCGUUUGGACUUGCAGCUGUUAUAGAAGUCAAAAUAAAUGAAACUGAUAUGCCUCGUCUUGUCCCAAAAGAAAGUUUAAUUCGGGUCCUGAAUUUGGCAAAGAACCCUGUUCAAGUGACAAUCCAAGACAAGGACCUAUUUCAGCAGCCUGUGGAGUCUUUUCAGAACCCAGCUGAGUACUCAAAAUUAAUAUUGAAUGGAGAGCAACAGAGCCUUCACUUCACCCUGCAACAUCAAGGAUUGACUCUUGCUUUUAACUACACCGUGAAGGAAAAAUCAGUAUACAGCUUAAUUGUUUUUGAGGCACAAGGAAGCCUAUCAAGCCGCUUAAUUACAGACUUGGAAGCAAAGCCAGAAAAUGGUUUGGCAGCUGUUAGAUUCAUUAAUGCUUUGAACCAAGAUGUCAACCUCACCAUCAAUAGCAAAAGGUUCAUUGCUGUUCAGAAAAACUACAGUGCUUCUGAGUACUCACUGCUGGAGAGGGAUAUAUAUAAUAAUGGAAAAUGCAUGACUGAAACAGGAGAGUUCCCCCUGGAGCUGGGGCUGCUUGACUUCGGUGCCUCAUACACCGUUGUGAUAACUAAUAUUUCUGGAGGUGCUGUUGAGACGUGGAAGUCAGAAGAUAUCAAAGCCAACAAUGUCCAUAUGGCCUGGCAGUUACCACAAUAUUUACUGAUAUCUGCUGGGGAGGUGAUGUUCUCCAUUACAGGUCUGGCCUUCUCCUAUUCUCAGAUGCUGCAGGUUGGGGAAAACCCGGAUUCAGCUCUGCAACAACAGCACCUCCUGCUUCUUCAUGUGUCCUCCUGUCCAUGUUUUGAAAGGUCCUUGUAUGCAGAUGUUGAGAUUAACCACGCCACACAGAGAAAAUUCCCCCAUCUCCUCCUUAGGCUGUGCCCAGUGACACCUAUAGUGGGCAGGACUCCAGAGGGUGAAGCAGGGCGGAAGGGCACAGCACGAUUCCCACUGAUCAGGCCCUUCUCCUCUUUUCAGUCUCCAGCCAGCAUGAAGUCAGUGCUGCAGGCAGGCUGGCUGCUCACCGUGGCUGUGGGGAAUACCUUUGUGCUCAUUGUUGCCGAGGCUGCACCAAUGGCACAGUGGGCUGAAUUUGUCUUGUUCACUGUUCUCCUCUUUGCUGUGUGCAUUAUUUUCUCCAUCAUGGGAUAUUUCUAUGUCAGUGUGGAUCCAGAGGACCUAGAAGAAAAGGAAGAGAAGAGAGAGACCUCAAGCAGAGGAAACAUGAUUGGUCUUGUUACUCAGAAAACAAAGCUCUAACACAUCAUGGGUUGGAUUUUUUUUUUAAACUCACUUAGGAGAAGGUGAAAGAAGGAUGGGGACAGCGUUAUUUUAUUUUAGAGCAUUGCAGUCUUUGUUACUCAAAAUGUAACCACCUUAUAAAUAGGACCAAAUGGCCCUCUAUAAAAACAAUGGGGGUCCUGAAAUCAGAACAAAACUCCCUGGGAAAGCACCUCAGGUAUUAAAAGCCCUUAUUAGUAAUUACAUGUAGUUUAAAACCUGCCCAUCUUUUUAAGCAUAGAAUGCUUUCCUAUGAUUUUGCCUUAAACAUAUAUUUAGGGCAGCAGGGAGGAAGGGUGGAAGGAAUGCCAUAUGACACAAAAAUCUGGAAAUGUUAUGAGAGAAGAAAGAGGAAAAACUAAUAUAGGAAUUAGAGAAGAAUAGAUGUUAGUGACAGAAGGAUUUUUAAUGCUAUCAUCAAGGACUGUAAGGGUUACACACAAUCCCAAAGGAUUUCAUCAUGUAACUCUCCUUAUGAGUAUUUCAUCCCAUUAUUGCAUGUUAUGAAUGGUUCUGAUUUAUGAUUUUCACCUUCAGACUCAGAAGUAAUAACAGGGAAUUAAAUUCUGCAGGAUAAAAUAUUCCCAAAACACUACUGAUGAAGACAAGCAUGCUACCACCUCUCCCAUUUUCCCCCCUAGAAGUUUUUAGCAACUGAUGAUGUUCUUUGAUUACACAUGAUUAGAGAAUUGCUUUAUGCUUUCUUAUUUCAAAAUUCCAGACAGUUAUUUGCCAUUUUCCUAUACAUUAAGCCUUUAUUGGGCAUUUCCUUUUACAGCACCUGUCACUGCAAGUUAGGAUAUAGCUGAUUUCUUAUCUCAUGUCUCAGUUAUUCCCCACUGGGAGACAAGUUGCAGUAGUUUCUAUAAAAUUCCAGGCAUCCUGCAGGGAGUUAUUUACGAGGAUGCAGUUUAUCAUUUUCUCAGUCUACAAGAGGAGACCAUGGCAUAUGAGAUUUUUCUUUUUCCUCCUUGUUUUUCUGUCUCUACCAGACUCUGGAUAUAGCAAUUUUAUUGGAAUUGUGAUAUAAUUGUCUGAUUUUCCUCAAUUGCGUGAAGCUGUGAUUUCAUGUUCUGCAUAGGAGUAAUCCAACCACUGCUGAUCUAGUAAAACUCCUGAGAGAGU
Serinus canaria (Common canary) is the source of this 3825-nucleotide messenger RNA. RefSeq names its product solute carrier family 15 member 2 (gene SLC15A2). NCBI's taxonomy places the organism in Eukaryota, Metazoa, Chordata, Aves, Passeriformes, Fringillidae. The record is from RefSeq and is a predicted model, not a curated record. Gene Ontology annotation, molecular function: dipeptide transmembrane transporter activity. Bases 232 to 2679 code for a protein of 815 amino acids. The transcript is spliced from 23 exons. Gene Ontology annotation, biological process: transmembrane transport; oligopeptide transport. Gene Ontology annotation, cellular component: membrane.